Molecule: messenger RNA, 3774 nt
Organism: Amblyraja radiata (thorny skate)
Lineage: Eukaryota; Metazoa; Chordata; Chondrichthyes; Rajiformes; Rajidae
Gene: tbc1d30
Product: TBC1 domain family, member 30
Exons: 14
Coding region: 570-3440 (956 amino acids)
Cellular component (GO): endoplasmic reticulum
Source: RefSeq, a predicted model, not a curated record
AAGUGAUUAUUAACAAAGAGAGGUUUAAGAAGGAACUGCAAUGCUGGAAAAACUGAAAGUAGACAAAAAAUGCUGGAGAAAUUCUUAAAAACGAGAGGAUGUGAUACAUUUCGGGGUAAAAAAUGCGAACAUUUUUCUCUCAAUAGUCCAGAGAAAUGAUUUUGGAGUUGAUGUGAUAUCCACCUGCACUUUACAGGUGCGCUCCCCUGGUCCAGGUGAGUUCGUGGUGAAUUUCUCGACGUGAAAUUUACCUGCAACAAUAUCAUAGCUGGCGGACUGUGCCAUGGGUGGCGUGGGGGGGAAUGUAGAUGUGCAUAGUUUCAUCGACGGCCGUAUCACCGGUUUACAGUUUAUCUAACAUAGUCGUUCUAAAACAAAGUGUUCGUUCUGAGCUGGCAAGCGUGUCGUUUAGCCCGAGGGAGAGGUGCGGGGAGAGAUAAAUGUUAAAUGCUCAGAGGCUGCCUCCCCGGUAAAGGAUUGGUGAGGACCCGGAAUUAGCUCCCGUUUCACCUGAACCUCCUGGUCACCACUUGGACAAGUUGCCGUAAUUGGGCCGAGAGCGCCGAAGAAUGGCUGCUUAUAGUCGCGUCCCGCACAGGGAACUCACAGAAGUCGACAUCUUCAAUGGGACCUGUUCAGAAGGGGAGGGGGACUCCUUCGUGAACUCAGUUGGGAGUAACUCUGAUGGGCUGCCCGGCUUCGGGGCUUGGACGCUGAGUGCGGGUUGCCCGGGAGGAGUAAUCCGAGGGCCCUCGCUUCUCAAAGACAGCGAGGACAUCCUCUACUCGUCAGCGUUAGUCCCGGCUCAACUCUGGGCGAGCGGGCUGGCCGCCGCCGAGAAAGCACAGGGACCUCGCAUUGACCCAGGAGCGGGGACAGUUUGCAGACAGACGUCUUCCAUCGUGGACAAUCUGCUGACGGAACUCUAUGUCUCCUACACGUACAGCGGCAGGAGCAUUGACAGCGUCGACAGCUCCACGGAAGCCUCCAGCUCCGAUGCUUUUCUGGGGAGGAGUAAUUCUGGAUCCGCAUUCCUGCAGGAAUUUCAGGAACAGCACACGACUAAACAUCAGGUGCAAUACCUGGCGCAAAAAGAUGUGGAUGAACUGAAGCGAAUUGUAGAGGAGCUAAGGUACAGAAGUGCCGUGCAGUCUGCCAAGCUGGUUCGCCACCUAAGGAGAAAGGAUAAUCUUUCACAUAAACUGCAGAAAAAUAGUGACAUUGUGACGGCAUGUCUGCAAGCAGUUUCACAGAAAAGGCGCGUCGAUACAAAGUUGAAAUUCACAAUCGAGCCAUCCCUGAGCAAGCACGGAUUUCAGCAGUGGUAUGAUGCUCUGAAAGCUGUUGCUAGAUUGCCAACAGGAAUUCCAAAGGAUUGGAGGAGAAGGGUUUGGCUGACGCUGGCAGACCACUAUUUGCACAGUAUCUCAAUUGAUUGGGAGAAGACAAUGCGUUUUGCUUUUAAUGAAAGGAGCAAUCCUGAUGAUGAUUCCAUGGGUAUUCAAAUAGUGAAGGACCUUCACAGAACAGGCUGUAGUUCUUACUGUGGGCAGGAAGCUGAACAGGAUCGUGUUGUGCUGAAGCGAGUUCUUCUGGCCUAUGCUCGUUGGAAUAAAUUUGUUGGCUACUGCCAAGGUUUCAAUGUCCUUGCGGCUCUCAUAUUGGAAGUGAUGGAAGUAAAUGAAGGAGACGCACUAAAGAUAAUGAUUUAUUUGAUUGACAAAGUGCUUCCUGAGAGCUACUUUGCCAAUAAUCUACGUGCAUUGUCGGUGGAUAUGGCUGUUUUUCGAGAUCUUCUCCGGAUAAAACUACCUGAGCUUUCUCAGUAUCUCGAUGAUCUCCAGAAGGUUGCCAACAAGGAAAGUGCAGGUAGUUAUGAGCCUCCCCUGACCAAUGUCUUCACCAUGCAGUGGUUCCUAACUUUAUUUGCCACGUGCCUUCCUAAUCACACUGUCCUCCGAAUCUGGGAUUCCGUGUUCUUUGAAGGCUCUGAGGUGAUCCUAAGAGUUGCCUUGGCCAUCUGGGCUAAACUUGGAGAAAGAAUCAAAGGCUGCCAAACUGCAGAUGAAUUUUACAGCACCAUGGGAAGACUGACUCAAGAGAUGCUUGAGGAUAGUCUAAUUGACUGUAACGAGCUGAUGCAGACACUGUAUUCAAUGGCACCAUUCCCCUUCCCACAAAUGGCUGAACUGAGAGAAAAAUACACUUAUAACAUCAAUCCAUUCCCAAUCCCUGUGAAGUUGUCGGAAUCGCAACGAAGUCUCAGUAAAACCAAAGACAGUGAUGAAGAGAUUGAUUUGGAUGAUGAAGACGCCAUAGCUUCUGCUGUUGGUUGCCUGGGCCCAUUCAGUCUUCUUGUUCCAGAGUUACAGAAGUAUCAGAAACAAGUCAAAGAGCAACAGGACGAGCAGAUCCUGAAAUCAAGCAACAUUGCUGAGCUCAGCCCUGGGGCAAUCGAUGCAAGUCGCAGUGAGCACCACUCUGUUUUUAACAGCAUGAUGAUGGAGCGCAUGACCACUGACAUCAAUGCACUGAAGCAACAGUACAUUAGGAUAAAGAAGAAGCAGCUGCAGCAACAGGCCCACUUCAUCUUAAUCAAAGCAGGAACAGAAAAUGAAAUGAAUCCUGGGAUCAUCUCAGAUCCUAGGGACCAGAUGAAUAAUGCUAUUGAAAGAAGUGAAGGAACUGCCACCACCAUUCUGCCUUCACAAACCAAUGAAACUCCAAUGAUGAAUCACCUGCUCCUGGGCAAGAAACUGCAAGUCACCAACCGGAUCACAAGGAAUGCUGUCCUUCACGUGGCCGGAUCAAGGGCCCCACACGACGACACAAAGUCUAAGCUGAACUCGCCGUGGCGAACGCACAUUCGUGUUCACCGCAAGAACCUGGCAAGGAGCAGGCACCAGCUGAGCUACAGUGACACCAUCGGGCUGAUGGAAGAACAAGGGCAAGUCACUAAAGGAAGAAAUACAAAAGCAGUGGAAGAGUCUUCCCUUAGCUCUAGCGAGUGUGCAGAAGCCGUCACUGAAAUUGUUGAGGACCGCGUACAAGCACAAGGAGAUGGGGAGACCUCCAUGCCAGUUUACAAGGAUGCCAAUGACAACGUGACUGAGAUUCAGCACCAGCUAAAACUGUUGGAUUUGACCCAAACCGACACAUCUACAGUGGAGCUUCCCAGCCCGUCACCAAGCCUACGGCGUUCCUCUGAUUCUUCGGAUUCUGAUAAAGGAAUUCCAGAUCUCGGCCACAGGAUUAGCGCUGUGAAGUCUCAGACAUUUAGCCCAUUUCCAAGCAUUAAACCUCCCAGAAAAUCAGCAGCAGCGAGAAAUUUGGGUUUAUACGGCCCGACUGAGAACACUCCGACUGUUCAUUUUCCCCACAUGAGGAAAGGUGCACACAGUUCUGGAAGCAGCAAAGUAAACAUGGCCAGGAAGGAGUGAGGCAGCCACAGACUUUUGGUGAUGACCACUUUGAUAUAAUUUAUUCUUAAAUUAAGAUGUUUAAAAACACUUUAUAUCAUGUGCAAUGUUACAAAACCUACAGUAUGGAAACAACACUUUAAAAAUUAACCAUGGUCAAAUUUUGAGGUAUUGUUGGAUUAAAAGCAUUUAUUGAAAUUACGGACCAAUAUUAGCAGCGCUGUCAUCUAAAAUUAAUGGAUGAUUUACGGCAAACAAAAAAUUUAUGGUGGUAAUUCUUAAACUUGUCACUAUUAUUGUCCUAUCUAUAGCUAUUGUAUGAAGUGACAAUAAACACUACUGUUUACAAUUUUAA